AACCAUAAGUGAACAUCUCAAAGUAACGUUCAAGGAAGACUUUCCAAAAAAGGUUUUUUUUCUUCUUUUUUUUUUUGCUUUUGAUUGCGAUGGAGGCGAUUGCCCGGGAAAUGAUGGAAGGGCUGGGCCAUAAUAAGAACUAUGUGGGCGAUUUCACACUGGGGAAGAUGGGUAUGAUCGAUGAACUAAGUGGAAGAGAGUAUUACCCCCUGAGCUACACAGCAAAGGAUUUGCCGGUGCCAGUUGAGGGUUAUGUGGCGACUCAUGGGAGAUAUUUCCCUCCGGAUGCAAGAGGUGUGAGGGGUUUGGUUGUCUUUGUUAUUGACGAUGAUAACGACGAGGCCAUGGAAGUGCGGAUCCAAAGGGUGUCUAAGGAUGGCCAAAUUCUGGAAGAUUAUAGAAACUAUUCUUCAGCAGAUGUUGAUUGGCAAAGUUUGUUUAUCUUGCAAGAACAACAAGACAGGUCCGAAGCGUUGAUUGACGAGUCCCUCAAGAAAGGCUACAUUGUUAUAUGAUUUGUUAUCUUUUUGCUAAUCUCGAGAAAUGUCUUGGAAGUGAGUU
Molecule: messenger RNA, 561 nt
Organism: Selaginella moellendorffii
Lineage: Eukaryota; Viridiplantae; Streptophyta; Lycopodiopsida; Selaginellales; Selaginellaceae
Exons: 2
Coding region: 90-515 (141 amino acids)
Source: RefSeq, a predicted model, not a curated record